This is a messenger RNA of Coffea eugenioides, 995 nucleotides long. Its product is annotated as germin-like protein subfamily 1 member 7. Gene Ontology annotation, cellular component: cell wall. The record is from RefSeq and is a predicted model, not a curated record. The coding region runs from base 59 to 733 and encodes 224 amino acids. Gene Ontology annotation, molecular function: manganese ion binding. NCBI's taxonomy places the organism in Eukaryota, Viridiplantae, Streptophyta, Magnoliopsida, Gentianales, Rubiaceae. The transcript has 2 exons.
CAACAAAUUUCUUUCUUAGAUUAGUGUGACAGCUCCAAGUUGUGCCUAGCUCACCAAGAUGGCAGCCGCUGGCUUUAUUGUGACCCUUGCCAUUUGUUUGGCUUUGUCAUCUUCAUUUUCUCACGCUUUCGAUGACAAUCCUUUGCAGGAUUUCUGCGUUGCUGUGUCUGAUACAUCUGCAGCUGUGUUCGUCAAUGGAAAGAUCUGCAAGAACCCAAAACAGGUAACUAGUGACGAUUUCCUCGGAACAGGCUUUAAUAUUCCUGUAGACACCAACAACUCUCUUGGAUCUGGAUUUAAGCUGGUUGACGUUAACGUAAUACCCGGCCUUAACACUCUUGGUCUCAGUCUACUUCGUGUAGACUUUGCACCAGGUGGUGUCAUACCUCCUCACACGCAUCCUCGUGCUACUGAGGCCGUCAUAGUAAUCGAGGGCACCAUCUAUAUUGGUUUUGUCACCUCCAAUCCAGCUGAUAACACGAAAAAUAGGUUAUAUGCUAAGAUUUUGAAACCAGGAGACAUCUUCGUCCUCCCAAUUGGCCUAGUUCAUUUUCUAAGAAAUGUGGGGAAAACAAAGGCGAUGGGGAUUGUGGCUUUCAAUAGCCAAAACCCCGGUACCAUCACAAUUGCAAAUGCAGUUUUCGGGACAGAGCCGCUUAUUUCUCCUGAAGUUCUCACUAAAUCAUUUCAGCUGGACAAGAAGGUGAUCCAGUACCUCCAGUCAAGGUUCUAGUGGAGACAUGUUUUGUCCUCGUGUGAGGACAUUCCUUUGUGUUUUGUUCCCCAUCCAAAUUAGAAUAAUGUUGGAUGUGUAAUUUAUAUAGUUUUUUUCAUUUUUCAGUUCUACUCUGUGCCCUAAGAGCACAGGAUAAGAGCUGUAUCUAGUGUUCAAGUUGUUUGUAAAAGUUUAAAUUUAUAGACAAAAGUUUAUGUAAUUCAGGGUAUUUCAAUAAACUAUUUUUCACAAAAAAUUAUAGACAAUAAGCUUUUUCCUA